ACAUUAAGCAAGGCAAAAAAACCGAACAAAGCAUUUAUGUUCUCUUGGGUCCUCCUGGGAUUGGUAAAUCCUAUAUUAGUGAAAAAUUAGCCCUAGCCCUGGAACGACCUUUAAUUAAUAUCGACUUGGGAGGCCGAAAAGAAACUGGCAUAUUAGAAGGCACGGGAACUAGUGUUAAAGGUGCUUAUCCUGGUCGGAUUUGUGCUGGCAUUAGCAUUAAUAAAAACCGAGGAGCCGUUAUUUUAUUAGACGAGUUUGAAAAAGUAAAAGACGACGGACUAAAAAUGAUGUUAGGUUAUCGGGUGGACUGUUCGGACUGUAUUAUUUUAUGCACGGCCAAUUAUGUUGACCAAGUGCCCGAUUUUGUGAAAAACCGAGCCGAGAUGGUCAACAUUGAAUUAGCCACCUAUCAGCAAAGAGUAGA
Racocetra persica is the source of this 424-nucleotide messenger RNA. The record is from the annotation of a GenBank genome assembly. NCBI's taxonomy places the organism in Eukaryota, Fungi, Glomeromycota, Glomeromycetes, Diversisporales, Gigasporaceae.